AUCGGACCAAUUGACUCGGUUAAUCAAAACCGAAAGUUCGAAAAUGACGACAAGAAAAAAACAAAACAAAACAAUGAAGAGAUGUAUUUUGCUGGGCAGGUUUUAAAGCCUGGGUUUAAGCUGUUGUGAAGAAGAAAGAACACAAAAACCCUAAACGAAAAUGGAAUCGAAAGCAAUUUGCUUAGGGUUUCUUCCUCCAAGACUUGGAUUUUCAUCUCCACAUUUACUCUCCCGUUCUCCUGGUUCUUCGACAUUUGCAACGCGUCAAAAAUUUGAUUCCAGACAAACCCUCCUUUGGAACAAACCGCAAUUGAGCCGAGGUCGUGUAGUGUGUUCUUCUUCUAAUUCUGAAUCUAAGCCUGAGACGAAUCACUCGAGUAAGAGUAACUAUGCUCGAGCUGAGCUGUUCCGUGGGAAAUCAGGUUCUGUUUCUUUCAAUGGUCUGACUCAUCAGCUGGUUGAAGAAAGUAAAUUGGUGUCAGCUCCGUUUCAAGAAGAGAAAGGUUCUUUCUUGUGGGUUUUGGCUCCUGUUGUGUUGAUUUCUUCAUUGAUUCUUCCUCAGUUCUUUCUUAGUGGUGCCAUUGAAGCUUCUUUCAAAAACGACACUGUUGCUGAAAUUGUUACUUCUUUUUGCUUUGAGACGGUGUUUUAUGCUGGUCUUGCGAUAUUCCUGUCUGUGACUGACCGAGUGCAGAGGCCGUACUUAGACUUCAGCUCCAAGAGAUGGGGUCUAAUCACUGGCCUGAGGGGAUACCUUACAUCUGCAUUCCUCACGAUGGGUUUAAAAGUUGUAGUUCCCGUAUUUGCUGUAUACAUGACUUGGCCAGCUCUUGGAAUAGAUGCCUUGAUUGCAGUGCUUCCUUUCUUAGUUGGAUGUGCAGUUCAACGAGUUUUCGAGGCUCGGCUUGAAAGACGCGGCUCAUCCUGUUGGCCCAUUGUUCCAAUAGUCUUUGAGGUGUAUAGGCUGUAUCAGGUGACAAGAGCAGCGACAUUUGUUCAGAGGCUGAUGUUUAUGAUGAAAGAUGCGGCAACAACUGCAGAAAUUACAGAGCGAGGAGUUGCACUAGUUGGUUUGGUUGUGACUUUGCAGUUUCUAGCUGUUAUGUGUCUCUGGUCGUUUAUCACUUUUCUUAUGCGUCUCUUUCCUUCUAGACCUGUAGAAAUGACGUCUCCACUCUCAGAACUCCUAAACCUUGAUCUCUCAGACACCAAGAAAAUCAUCGCUGAAUACAUAUGGAUCGGUGGCUCUGGAAUGGAUAUUAGAAGCAAAGCCAGGACAUUACCAGGACCAGUAAGUGAUCCAACAAAGCUUCCAAAAUGGAACUACGAUGGAUCUAGCACCGAUCAAGCUGCCGGAGAUGACAGUGAAGUCAUUCUAUAUCCUCAGGCAAUAUUCAAGGACCCAUUCAGAAAGGGGAACAACAUUCUGGUGAUGUGUGAUGCUUACACACCGGCCGGAGAUCCAAUUCCGACCAACAAUAGGAACAAGGCCGUCAAAAUCUUUGAUCAUCCCAAUGUGAAGGCUGAAGAGCCUUGGUUUGGGAUAGAGCAAGAAUACACAUUACUUAAAAAAGACGUGAAGUGGCCACUAGGUUGGCCUCUUGGUGGCUUUCCUGGUCCUCAGGGGCCGUACUAUUGUGCAGUUGGUGCAGACAAAGCCUUUGGUCGUGACAUUGUCGAUGCUCACUAUAAAGCUUGUCUUUACUCUGGUUUGAGUAUUGGUGGUGCCAAUGGUGAAGUCAUGCCUGGACAAUGGGAGUUUCAAAUCAGUCCUACUGUUGGUAUUGGUGCCGGUGAUCAAUUAUGGGUUGCUCGUUACAUUCUUGAGAGGAUUACUGAGAUAUGCGGUGUGAUUGUCUCAUUCGAUCCAAAACCAAUCCAGGGUGAUUGGAAUGGAGCAGCAGCUCAUACGAACUUCAGUACAAAAUCGAUGAGGAAAGAUGGAGGACUGGAUUUGAUUAAGGAAGCAAUAAAGAAGCUUGAAGUGAAACACAAACAACACAUUGCGGCUUAUGGUGAAGGCAACGAGAGGCGUCUCACUGGGAAGCAUGAAACUGCAGACAUCAACACUUUCUCUUGGGGAGUGGCGAAUCGUGGAGCAUCGGUGAGAGUAGGAAGAGAUACGGAGAAAGAAGGGAAAGGGUAUUUUGAAGAUCGAAGGCCUUCGUCUAAUAUGGACCCUUACUUAGUUACCUCCAUGAUUGCUGAAACCACCAUCCUCUAAGGUUUUUGUUUCUUUGUAUCUUCUUCGAAUUUCGGUUUUGAGACUUUUAUUGCGAAUAAGUCACUGAAUGUUAUGCGAUUUCGAUUGUUUAAUCCGGUUGUGGUUCAUUUUUAAGCCAAAACUUGUCGUUGAACUUGAAUAAUUUGUAACCACCAUCCUCGGCUAAGCUUUUUGGUUACAUUUGAAGUAGCUCAGUGAAGGGGGGUUUGCAUUUGUACCAUAGCAUCCAUAUUAGAUUAUGUUUGAAUAAGGGCAUUGACCAGAA
Molecule: messenger RNA, 2489 nt
Organism: Arabidopsis arenosa
Lineage: Eukaryota; Viridiplantae; Streptophyta; Magnoliopsida; Brassicales; Brassicaceae
Source: the annotation of a GenBank genome assembly